GUGAUUAUGCGUUAGUCCGAAAAAAUGUUAGUGAUAAGUAACCCUCGUGAUAAUUUACUUCCGGAAAGAAAGACGUGUACAUAUUCACUCACAAAUAUGGAUAUUAAAGCUUACCUUCCAGAGGCAAUUAAGAAAAUACCUACACACAUGGAUUUUGUAGGACAGAAAAAGGCAGAGAAAAUGUUUCAGAUGAUUAUUAUAUCAUUUGCUGUGGUUGGCUUCAUCUGGGGCUACAUCUGCCAGCAGUUCUCACAGACCAUGUACAUUCUCAUCACUGGAUUUGUCAUCUCUUGCCUGCUCACAUUGCCACCUUGGAGCAUGUUCAGAAAAAAUCCGUUAUCAUGGCAAAAGGCUAGACCGGAAGCGGAAGAAAUAGGUAGCACAACAACAUCUGCGUCUGCGCAGAAGUCCAAGAAAAAGAAAUAGAAUAAACAUGCUUUUUUUUAGUCAUGUGUACAUGUGAGAAAUUUAGAAUAUUUGUCAAAUCAUUUUUAUUGUAUAAUUUUAACAUUGUGCAUUUGUUUUGAUCUGGUUUCAAAAUUGUUUUGUUUGAAUUUGUUUGAGAGCAGUCUAUCUAUUUGUGUGCAGUUUGAAAUGAUUAGGCUAAUACUUCUGACCAUUGAUUAUCUGAAGCCUCAGUAAUGGAGUUCAUGGCAAAGGUACAUAAAUAUUAUAUUGCACCUCUACCAUUCUAGUCAAUGGCUACAUUGUACAUACUAAAAUAGCCAAAUUCAGAAGUAUUUUGCCAAUGCGAUGCACAUUUAUGUAAGAAAAUCUUGAGCCAGGAAUAACCCUUCGUGUUUUGUCAAAUAUGAAGUACCUGGGUAAUGCGCGAAGGAAAUGUUUGACGAAACAAAUCCUAUUCCAUUUUGCUUGCUGAGAUAUAUGAAAAUUAUUUCUAUUUAUUACAAGAGUUUUCUUCCAUCCUUAAUAAAAUGUCCUGAAGAUUCUA
Messenger RNA from Dreissena polymorpha, 952 nucleotides. Its product is annotated as signal peptidase complex subunit 1-like. Gene Ontology annotation, biological process: protein targeting to ER. NCBI's taxonomy places the organism in Eukaryota, Metazoa, Mollusca, Bivalvia, Myida, Dreissenidae. The coding region runs from base 25 to 426 and encodes 133 amino acids. The transcript is spliced from 4 exons. The record is from RefSeq and is a predicted model, not a curated record. Gene Ontology annotation, cellular component: signal peptidase complex; endoplasmic reticulum membrane.